This is a messenger RNA of Geodia barretti, 1278 nucleotides long. Lineage: Eukaryota; Metazoa; Porifera; Demospongiae; Tetractinellida; Geodiidae. The record is from the annotation of a GenBank genome assembly.
AUGAACCCUGAUAAAGUGAGGCUUGGCAUCCUCGUCGGCGGUGGGCCUGCGCCCGGCAUCAACAGCGCUAUCAGCGCCUGCACGCGGGAAGCGAUCAACAAUGGCGCAGAGGUGUAUGGCAUCCUGGACGGCUUCAGCCAUCUAAUGGACGGCAGCACCGAGCAUGUCAUUCCUUUGACAACGCCUGAUGUGGCGUUCAUCCACUCCGAAGGCGGGGCAAUCAUCCGCACAUCCCGCGCCAAUCCGACGCGCAAUUCCACUCACAUGCGAAACGUAGUGGACGCGCUGCAAAAGCUCGGCAUCACGCGCCUCGCCUCCAUCGGAGGAGAGGAUACGGCAUUGUCGGCGGCAGAAGUUGCGAAAGCGUCCGGCGGCAAGCUCCGCGUGGCGCAUAUUCCAAAGACAAUCGACAAUGACCUGCCGCUGCCGGGCGACAUUCCUACCUUUGGAUUCGAGACGGCUCGACAUCUUGGAACGCAGUUAGUGCAGAACCUGAUGCGGGAUAGCCGCACCACAGGCCGCUGGUAUGUCGUCGUCGUUAUGGGCAGAAAGGCAGGCCACCUCGCGCUUGGAAUGGGCAGCUCCGCCGGCACCGCUCUGACUGUCAUACCUGAAGAGUUCCCCAAUCCUGUUAUCGGAAUUGAAGAUGUGGUCAAGCUGAUAGAGGGAGCAAUGCUAAAGCGCAAGGCGUCCGAAGGGCGAGACGACGGCAUCGCCGUUAUCUCAGAGGGCGUCGCCGAACGCUUUUCAUUGGACGAGCUUGGCAACCUGUCCGGCAUCGUCGUCCCACGCGACCCGCACGGUCAUAUCCGCCUCGGCGAGCUGCCGCUGGCGCCCAUGAUACGCCGCGCGGUGCAGAACCGCUUCGCCGAAGCCGGCAAGAACAUCGGCAUGGUGGAUGUGACCAUCGGCUACGAGCUGCGUUGCGCCUCGCCCAUAUCCUUCGACAUCGACUACACCCGCAGCCUUGGCUAUGGCGCAGCGCGCAUGCUGCUCAACGAACCGUCAGACGACAGGUUCGCCAAUGGCGGGCUGAUCUACCUCGACGGUGAGAACCUAAACACACUGACCUUCGAUGAAAUGCGCGAUCCCGAAACCGGCAGGACGCGGGUGCGCAUGGUGGAUAUCGAGUCUGAGCGAUACAAAGUCGCCCGAGAGUACAUGAUGUGCGUCCAACCACGGGACCUGGAGGAUGAUACGCUCGUAGAGAAAAUGGCAGAAUACAGCAACCGCAGCACGGAUGAGAUCAGAGAGCGGUUCGGUGUCAACAGUGCAUAA